Manis pentadactyla (Chinese pangolin) is the source of this 680-nucleotide messenger RNA. RefSeq names its product leukocyte cell derived chemotaxin 2 (gene LECT2). The transcript has 4 exons. The record is from RefSeq and is a predicted model, not a curated record. Lineage: Eukaryota; Metazoa; Chordata; Mammalia; Pholidota; Manidae. The coding region runs from base 211 to 666 and encodes 151 amino acids.
ACCUGGGAACCAAAUAGCUACCCCAUGGAAUAUUAGAACUUGCUCCCUUAAUCCUAUUUUUUGUGUCUCACACUAAAGUAAAGAAAUGAGAGAUGCAGAAUUCUAAGGCUAAAUAGCUGGACAAUACGAAUUCAAACUUUAUUGUUCUUUAAAGUACCCGGAGGCAAUUCUAAUUAUCGGGGGAAGAAACAUAAGAGAAACAAAAGCCAGAUGCUUUCCACCGGAGUCCUCCUUUUUGCUGUUUUGAUUUCAACUGCACUGGCUGGACCAUGGGCUAAUAUAUGUGCCGGCAAGUCUUCCAAUGAGAUCAGGAUGUGUGACAGCCACGGCUGUGGCGAGUACACUGCUCAAAGAAAUCACAGGCCUCAUCAGGGUGUGGAUGUGUUGUGCUCUGAUGGAUCUACUGUUUAUGCACCUUUCACUGGAAUGAUUGUGGGCCAGGAGAAACCUUAUAAAAACAAAAAUGCUAUCAACAAUGGUGUUCGGAUAUCUGGAAGAGGUUUCUGUAUUAAAAUGUUCUACAUUAAGCCGAUUAAAUAUAAGGGUUCUAUCAAGAAGGGAGAAAAACUGGGAAGCCUGCUGCCCUUGCAGAAGGUUUAUCCUGGCAUACAGUCCCACGUACACAUUGAAAACUGUGACUUGAGUGAUCCUACUGCAUACCUAUAAAGGAAGACAAGUGA